CCUCGGCGCCCCUGUCCUGCACCAAGAGCCAGGAAGGCUCUAGCACGCACCAGCAGUCCAAACACAGCGAAACAGAGCAGCAACAUGAGGCCACGACACCCCUUCCUGGGGAUGGUGAGAGAAACACAUGGACACGGGAAACGGGAGUCCUUCAACUACAAGGGCU
Molecule: messenger RNA, 166 nt
Organism: Pelobates cultripes (western spadefoot toad)
Lineage: Eukaryota; Metazoa; Chordata; Amphibia; Anura; Pelobatidae
Source: the annotation of a GenBank genome assembly